This is a messenger RNA of Vespa mandarinia (Asian giant hornet), 1674 nucleotides long. RefSeq lists its product as uncharacterized. The record is from RefSeq and is a predicted model, not a curated record. Lineage: Eukaryota; Metazoa; Arthropoda; Insecta; Hymenoptera; Vespidae.
AGGGUAGAGCACAGUCACCGAGAACUCAGAACGUUUUUAGACAUGGCUACGUGCGUUAAGUGCCUAUUCCUCAUUUUUUCUUCUAUCUUCUUCGUGUUCGUGAGAACAGACGAUCGCGUGCAUUUCAACGAUGAACACGAGAAACGAUGGAACACACCACCGGAACUGACACCGGAGCAGGUUACCAGGAAAAAGCCGGAGACGAUAAAUGGAAGAGCAGAGGCACGAUUUCUUCCAUUCAGUGCAAGCUUCAGCCUAAACGGUGCCCAGGACAAUAGAGAGGCUUUGCAAUUGGGAGCAGCCCUCGGGGGUAUCAGUGUAUCUCAGAGUUCUAGCUUCUCUAAAGCUGAAGCCAAUUCCUUUGGGAAUGCUGGAUCUUCGCUAUCCGCUAGUCAAUCCUCGUCAUUUGCCGCAGGAUUGACAGGAAUUUCUGCCUCUAACGCUAAUUCAUUCAAUGUAAAUCAUCCUGUUUUCGGUGGGCAAUCAAAUGCCAAUAGCAAUUCAUUCAGUAUUGGCCAAGCGAGUACUUCCUCGCAAGCAAACGCACAAAACGGUCAGGCAAGUUCUGGUUCGCAGGCAUCGAUCGGUUCCGUGCAUUCUUCAGCAUCAUCCAGUAGCAAUGUGCAUGUUCUCUCUGAUGGUCUGAUAAUAGGACAACCACAGGGACCAAGAAAACCGGUCUGGACCAACAUCGGACCUAAUCAUGAUUUCCCCGGCCAUCCUAUCUCUAAUAGACCUACAGUAACCAUUAAAGACCCACCAAUUACCAUUGAACAGAGACGACCGAUAACGUUAACAUUAGGUAAUUACAAUCAACGCUGGCAAAAUAAUAGACCACAGCUUCAAGUGAACGAGUGGCAUCCUAACGGAGAAGUCAACUUUCAAGGACAUCAGUGGAGGCCACAUUCGAAGCACGAGUACGCUCAAGGAUAUCCGUCAAUUCCUAACUCUUGGUUGCAGGGUCAAGGACAGUCAAGUGGAGGUUUACACAUCACUGUACCCUCAGCUGAUUCCAGUGCCUCAUCGAACUCCGGAGUUUAUACUCAAGGACUACAAGCUACUUCGGUCCAUCGGAAUCCCUAUGGACGAAACGAAGGUGGCUUUGUUAAUGUCAAUUCCAUGAGACAAAACGGCCCAUCUGUUGACAUUGUCAAAUUUCCAGGACAAACUAAUGUUCAAAGUAUACCGCGAGAAUUUGUCAGGAGCAAACAAACGUUCGACGGCAAACGUCAAAUAGAAAGAAAGGAUUUCGUUGAAAGUAUCGUGUCAGACAUCACGGAUACAGUAUCGGAUUUAUUAGAUAUUUCGUAAUUUCACUCCUCUUGAUCUAUUGACUAUGUUUUAAUUAUAGCUCAUCCAUUUGACUCCCGAUCGUAGGUAUUCGAUCAAUGAUUAACGAUCCGCCGAUUAUUUCCUUCUUAACGUUAUCCUUACUCCAGGACUCAUUCCGAGAAAUUGAUCCACGUUGAGAGAUACAGAGAAUCAAUAAUUGAUUUUCUCAUAAAUCUCUCUACAGGGAUUAUUUAUCGUGACGUCGCUUUCCAUCGCAUGAAACGUUCUUUAAUUAAAAAUAUGACGAUAUCUGUCGAAAACGAUUUUGAUUCUGCGAAUCAAAGAACGUAUUUUUACGGACAAGAAAAGAAAAGAAUUUUCAUAAAUCAACGAUUAACAAUG